Molecule: messenger RNA, 5585 nt
Organism: Cololabis saira (Pacific saury)
Lineage: Eukaryota; Metazoa; Chordata; Actinopteri; Beloniformes; Belonidae
Product: inositol polyphosphate multikinase-like
Exons: 6
Coding region: 214-1536 (440 amino acids)
Biological process (GO): inositol phosphate biosynthetic process
Cellular component (GO): nucleus; cytoplasm
Molecular function (GO): inositol-1,4,5-trisphosphate 3-kinase activity; inositol tetrakisphosphate kinase activity
Source: RefSeq, a predicted model, not a curated record
CCAGGAUGUAUUUAUGUCGGAGUGCGAGACAUGAGAGGCAGUGAGGCCGCGGCUCUGCUCGGGACUCGAACCCGCGACCCCAGACUCGAGCCCGGGACCCGGACCCGCCACGAACCCGCCAGCCUCGGCCCGGGACGGGAUGACGGCACGUGCAGCCGCGCGCUCCUGAGUCCGCUUUGAUCCGGGCGGCUGCUGCGCGCGCAGCCUCAGGUGAUGAUGGAGUCGGCGGUGUCGCUGGGGAAACUGGAGCUACUGGACCCGGGACCGGGGCCAGGGGGACCGGGGCCCCCGGGACCGGGACCAGGGCCCCCAGGGGGGGCCAAGCCGCACCUGGAACCCCCUCACCUGGUCCCAGGUGAGCCGCCUCCUCACCUGGACCCCGGUCCUCACCUGGGCGGCUGCGUCCCGCUGUCCCACCAGGUGGCGGGACACAAGUUCGGAGUGGACAAAGUGGGAAUCCUGCAGCAUCCUGACGGGACGGUCCUGAAACAGGUCCAGCCUCCGCCCCGAGGACAGAGAGAGAUGGACUUUUACAGCAUGGUCUACGCUGACGACUGCUGUGAUCCGUGUCUGCUGGACCUGCAGAACCAUCUCCCCCGAUUCUACGGAACCUGGUCAUCCCCGGACUCUCCCAACGAGCUGUACCUGAAGCUGCAGGACGUCUCCCACCGGUUCUCUCGUCCCUGCAUCAUGGACGUGAAGCUCGGCCAGCAGAGCUACGACCCGUACGCGUCUCAGGAGAAGCGGGAGCAGCAGAUCCGGAAGUAUCCGCUCAUGGAGGAGAUCGGAUUCCUCAUCCUCGGCAUGAGGGUGUACGACGUUCGCGGCGGCACCUUCGACUCGUACGACCAACACUACGGAAGAGGACUGGUGAAGGAGACGGUUAAAGACGGUCUGGCCCGGUUCUUCCACAACGGGGUGCGUCUGCGUGAGGACGCCGUGCUAGCUAGCAUCCACAAGGUGCAGCGGAUCCUGCGCUGGUUCGAUUCCCAGCAGCAGCUAGCCUUCUACGCUAGCUCGCUGCUGUUUGUCUACGAGGGCCUGCCGUCCUCCGGUACCGGUCCUGGACCCGGGACCGCCGUGACCCCGGCGGGCGACCAGAACCCGGUCCAGGACCGGGAGGAAGUGGCCGAGUUCAACAACAACAUCGAGACGCUGACGGCGGCGCCGCCGUCGUGGGACUGCAGCCGCGCCGCCGCCGUCGUCUACGCCAACAACAGGAAGUGCGGCGACCAACACUGCAGGGAGGGAAACCGGCCGGCGCACGAGAACCGGAACCUUCCGCCGCCGCCGGCGGAGGCUACGGACGCCGCCGCGGCGGAGAGGCUAGCGGGGCGGGAACGGAGGGACGAGCCGGGAGCCGCCGACGUGGAGGUGAAGAUGAUCGACUUCGCCCACGUGUUCCCCAGCGACCGGCGCGACGGCGGCUACGUGUUCGGCCUUAAGCACCUGCUGACGGUGCUGGAGCAGAUCCUGUGCGACGCGGCACAGGUUCCAGCGCCGACCGAACCGCCCAGUGAGCCGCUAACCCGCUAGUUCCUCCUAGCGGGGAACUCUGAACCCCGACGGAGAACUAAAACUCUUUUGUUUCCGUCGGUGAGCCGAGUCCCUGAACGCAGCAUCUCCACGACGUCCCCGACGCCACUGGAAGCUUCUCUUUGACCCGGCGGAGUCGCCGUGGCAACCGACGGAGUCGCCGUGGCAACCGACUCCCAGGGUUCCCGGCGGAGCGACGCCCAGAACUGGAAGUUUCUUCAUCUCUUUCCCUCCAUCGUUAGCCGCCGUUAGCCCUGGUGUCGCCGGUUCCAGGAUCUUCUCUCCGGUUCCCAGGAACUGUUUUAAAGUGCAUUUCCACUCGGUUUUUACCAGAACUUUCCACUAAAUGUUGAGCGGGAAAAUUUAAAAUUUAAAAAUUUUAAAUUUUAAAUUUUAAAUUUUAAAAUUUUAAAUGUUUAAAUUUGAAAUUUUUAAAUUUUCAGUAUCUGAAAAUAUUCAGAUACUGAAAUCUGUUCUGAAUUUAGGGGAAUUAACUAGGAAAAAAAAGGAAAUUUGUGGCUUGUAAUCUUUUACAGAAAGUCGUGGAUUAAUUAUGAUUGAGAUUAUUAUUUUUAAUCAAUGGUUCCAAUAACAUUCAGUUGAUUCUGGACAAAUGGAAAGUAGAAAUUUAACUCAAAUAAUUUUAACCAAAAUUGCUUAAAUAAGAUUUUCAUUAAAAAAAAUAAAUGAAUAAAUUAAAAAAAAAAAAAAUCAUAAAAAAUUCCAAUGUGGAAAUCUGUUCAGAAUUUCAGGGAAUUAUCUACAAAAAAAAGGAAAUUUUUAGUUCGUAAUCAUUUACAGAAAGUCGAGAUUAAAAAAUAAAUCAAUGGUUCCAGUAACAUUCGGCUGAUUCUGGACAAAUUUAACCCCAAAUAAUUUUACCCAAAAUUAGAUUUUAAUUUUUAAGACACAUUUAUGAAUUGUGAAAGAUUACAAGACCAGAAUUUCCUGUUUAUUCCCGUUAACUUUAAUGAAAAGUUGUGGAGUUUGAAAAAGAGCGGGACUUUAAACCCGACGGCCCCGCCCCCUCCCGUGGCCCCGCCCCCUCCCGUGGCCCCGCCCCCUCCCAACUCUUAACUGGAUCUGAUUGGCCGGUGUUUCCGGCCGCGGGACCAGGACCGGGUCUAGUCCGGGUUCUGGUUCCAGCAGGUUUAAACUCAGGUAUUUACUGGACUCUCUCUCUCAACGACGAUCCUGAUGCUGUACAGAAGUUUUAUAACAAUUACUGAUGAAUUAUCUCUGAUUAUCUCAAAGUUUUUAUUUACUAAGACUCUGGUUUACUGUUUCCUUCUUGUUUUCAAGCCGUUUUUUAUUUAGUUUUAUUGUUGCCGACCCGACGGUUCCAGGAAACGGGAUCAUCUCUGACGUCGCGCUGGCGCCGCGAUCGCGUUAGCGCCGCCAUGUCACGAUCUCGUUAGCGCCGCGACCACAACCUCGUUAGCGCCGCCAUCUCACCAUCUCGUUAGCGCCGCGACCUCGUUAGCGCCGCAACCUCGUUAGCGCCGCGACCGCAGCCUUGUUAGCGCCGCCAUCUCACAACCUCGUUAGCGUCGCAGCAUCGUUAGCGCCGCAACCUCGGUCCGACCUCGGCGCCGCCAUCUCGCUACUACCGCUCAAGAUCUUGUUAGCGCCGCCAUCUCACGAUCUCGCUAGCACCGCAGCAUCAUUAGCGCUGCCAUCUCACGAUCUCGCUAGUGCCGCAGCCUUGUUAGCGCCGCAGCAUCGUUAGCGCCGCCAUCUCACAAUCUCACUAGCGCCGCAGCAUCAUUAGCGCAGCGACCUCGGCGCCGCGAUCUCAAGAUCUCGUUAGCCCCGCCAUCUCACGAUCUCGCUAGCGCCGCAGCAUCGUUAGCGCUGCCAUCUCAAGCUCUCGUUAGCGCCGCUAGCGCCUCCGUCAGACCCCAGUGCCAUUUUUUUGUAGAAUCAGCGAGUGAAUUUGAUGAUUUUUUUUUUGUGAUUUUUAACUCGUAACCAACGGUUUAAUUCGGAGUCGGAGUCGGGGGCGUAGCCUUCCCCUCCGACACGUUUAGGACAUUAUUAUUAUUAUUAUUAUUAUUAUUUAGUUUUCUACAGAAGUUCCUCGUCGCGCCUGCGACGCGCUAACGUGAAAUUAGUUGAUAAACUGUUUAACAUUUUACUAAAAGGAUUUAUGCUGCUUUUCUAAUCGUUGGUUGAAGGAAAGAGACGGAAAGAAACUAAAUCUUGUGUGUGUGCGUGUGUGUGCGUGUGUGUGUGCGUGUGUGUGUGCGCGCGUGUGUGCGCGUGUGCGUGUGUCGUCUUCAGGAGCUAAACUACUAAAUUACUACGAGGGUUGUAGCUCUAGCUAGCUAGUGUGACCCGCCUAGCGGAGGCCGGCGGGAAUGACGAUGGCGUCGGAUACGUUAGAUAAUUAUCGCUAACUCUCCUCCUCUGAUCCGCCUAGCCUCCACUACGAUAGUUUAGCCUAGCUAGUUAGCCUCCGCUACGCUACGACGGGUUGGUGUCGUUGUUCGGCCCGGGACGUUUUCCAGCGCCGACCUGGAACGCUAACUCCGUUUCUGCGGUUUGUUGUUUCAGUAGCGCGGUGGCUCCACCUAGAGGCCUGGAGGAGGAAUUAGUGGAGCUGCAGUUCCCUAUGUUCGUUCGUUCCAGCGUUCGAUCGUUCGUUCGUUCGAUCGAUCAAUCCUUCGAUUGAUCGUUCGAUUGAUCGUUCGUUCGAUUGAUCGUUCGUUCGAUCGAUCGUUCGACCGUUUGAUCGAUCGGCCGUUUGAUCGAUCGGCCGUUUGAUCGAUCGACCGUUUGAUCGAUCGUUCGAUCCUUCGAUUGAUCGUUCGUUUGAUCGAUCGUUCCUUCGAUUGAUCGUUUGUUCGUCCGAUCGAUCCUUCGUUCGAUCCUUCGAUUGAUCGUCCGAUCGUUCGUUCGUCCGAUCAAUCCUUCGAUUGAUCGUUCGAUUGAUCGUUCGUUCGAUCGAUCGUUCGACCGUUUGAUCGAUCGGCUGUUUGAUCGAUCGGCCGUUUGAUCGAUCGGCCGUUUGAUCGAUCGGCCGUUCGUUCGAUCCUUCGAUUGAUCGUUCGUUUGAUCGAUCGUUCCUUCGAUUGAUCGUUUGUUCAUCCGAUCGAUCCUUCGUUCGAUUGAUCCUUCGAUUGAUCGUUCGAUCGAUCCUUCGAUUGAUCGUUCGAUCGAUCCUUCGAUUGAUCGUUCGAUCGAUCCUUCGAUUGAUCGUUCGACCGUUUGAUCGAUCGGCCGUUUGAUCCUUCGAUUGAUCGUCCGAUCGUUCGACCGUUUGAUCGAUCGGCCGUUUGAUCGAUCGACCGUUCGAUCCUUAGAUUGAUCGUUCGUUUGAUCAAUCGUUCCUUCGAUUGAUCGUUUGUUCGUCCGAUCGAUCCUUCGUUCGAUUGAUCGUUCGAUCCUUCGAUUGAUCGUUCGUUUGUUCGAUCGAUCUUUUGAUCGAUAGUUCGUUCGUUCGAUCCUUCGAUUGAUCGUUCAAUCGUUCGUUUGAUCGAUCGUCCGAUGGUUCGAUCGUUCCAGCGUUUGUUCGUUCCAGUGCAGGACCAGAACCGGGUCCGUUCUGGUUCCUACGUCGUGAACUUUAACCCCCGCGGCUCCGUGAUAAUCUGACUAAUGUGAUUUGAGGAUGUAACUGUAAACAGAUUUUAAUCUCUGAUUAUUUUAACCUGGAUGAGGUUUUUAGCCUCCGUUUGUGCCGACCUGGAGUUCCAGAGUUCUGUUUGGACCUGAAGAACUCUACAGAACUCUGCAGAGUUCUGCAGAGUUCUGCAGAGUUCUGCAGAGUUCUGCAGAGUUCUGCAGAGUUCUGCAGAGUUCUGCAGAGUUCUGCAGAGUUCUGCAGAGUUCUGCAGAGUUCUGCAGAGUUCUGCAGAGUUCUGCAGAGUUCUGCAGAGUUCUGCAGCUCCAACCAUAACCUGGAUGGAACAGUAACCUGAUCUUUUGUAACAUGAUGACGUGUAUAUCGGUUUAAUCUUACAGGACAGAGUAAAAUAUUAUAGACUAUAAAAUGUUCCUUUUAUUGUUUUGUUUUCCAAUAAAAUCCAUCUUUGGUUUGAAUUUCA